AUGCCUAAUUCACGGAAUUUAUCAGAUUUAGAAGAGAAGACAAUAGUUGAGUAUAUUCUCGACCUAGAUGCGCGAUCAUUUCCUCCCCGGCUGAGUGGUGUGGAAGAAAUGGCCAAUCGACUUCUCGCAGAGCGCGACGCGCCUCCAGUUGGGAAGCGCUGGGCUUCUAAUUUCGUCAAGCGACAACCACAGCUUAGGACGCGUUUCUUUCGCAAGUAUGACUAUAAGAGAGCUCAAUGCGAAGAUCCAGAGGUGAUUCGUGGCUGGUUUUCGCUUGUGAAGAAUACAAUUGCGAAGUAUGGUAUUGCUGAUGCUGAUAUCUACAACUUUGAUGAGACCGGCUUUAUGAUGGGCGUUAUUGCUUCUGGAAUGGUUGUUACAAGUGCUGAAAGGCGUUCAAAUACGAAGAUGACACAGCCUGGCAAUAGGGAAUGGGUUACAGUUAUCCAGGCUAUUAAUUCCCAAGGGGAGAGCAUCCCGCCAUACAUCAUCGUUGCAGGCCAGUAUCACCUCUCAAGCUGGUAUACAGAAACCUCUCUUCCGGGCGAUUGGGCUAUUGCAACGUCUGAAAAUGGAUGGACAACAAACGAGAGAGGUAUUGACUGGAUCAGACACUUCGACAUUUAUACAAAACCACGUACGUCUGGGAAAUAUCGCCUCCUCGUUGUUGAUGGUCAUGAAAGUCACCACUCCGCAGCCUUCGAGCUCUUUUGUCAAGAAAACAACAUUAUUACACUGUGCAUGCCGGCUCACUCGUCUCAUCUACUUCAACCCUUAGAUGUUGGUUGUUUUCAGCCGUUAAAGAAUGCCUACGGUCGGCAAAUUGAGAAUAAGAUGCGGCGAGGCACAACCCAUAUCUCGAAGGAAGAUUUCUUUGCAGCAUUUCACGAAGCUUUUAAGCAGUCUUUUACGAGGAAAAAUAUCCAGGGAGGUUUCCGAGGAGCUGGACUUGUCCCUUUGAAUGCAGAAAGUGUUCUCUCAAAGCUGGAUGUAAAGUUCCGAACGCCAACGCCUGAGGAGGGGGUCCCUCAGACACCAGACCCUUGGAUCUCUAGGACGCCGAGCAACCCAAGCGAAGCAAGAUCACAGUCUACUUUUAUUAAGAGUCGAAUCUCACGCCACCGAAGCAGCUCUCCAGCAUCAAUUUAUAGUGCUAAAGGAGGAAGUCUUACUAUAUCUACUGGAGAGGAUAUACAGUCGCAAAGAGAGGCAGACACGCAACUACAAGAGGAAACGCGACGGAGUAGUGGUCGCAAAGUGAGGUCUGAGACGACUCAUCGUCGGUGUGGCGUAUGCGGGAAUACAGGCCACAACGCGAGAACAUGUCAAUUUAUUGAGGAAACAUCCGAAGAACAGGAAUCCGAGUAG
Messenger RNA from Colletotrichum truncatum, 1368 nucleotides. The record is from RefSeq and is a predicted model, not a curated record. NCBI's taxonomy places the organism in Eukaryota, Fungi, Ascomycota, Sordariomycetes, Glomerellales, Glomerellaceae.